Vombatus ursinus (common wombat) is the source of this 3080-nucleotide messenger RNA. RefSeq names its product bcl-2-like protein 1. Gene Ontology annotation, molecular function: protein homodimerization activity; protein heterodimerization activity. Gene Ontology annotation, cellular component: mitochondrial outer membrane. Gene Ontology annotation, biological process: extrinsic apoptotic signaling pathway in absence of ligand; intrinsic apoptotic signaling pathway in response to DNA damage; negative regulation of intrinsic apoptotic signaling pathway. The transcript is spliced from 3 exons. NCBI's taxonomy places the organism in Eukaryota, Metazoa, Chordata, Mammalia, Diprotodontia, Vombatidae. The coding region runs from base 352 to 1035 and encodes 227 amino acids. The record is from RefSeq and is a predicted model, not a curated record.
CACCGGCGCUUCCCCGGCCUUGGGGAAGGGAAAAAGGGAUAAGGCACCGGCGCUGAGGACCCACCCUCGGAAAGCCGGCUGCCAUUGAGCAGCCUCCCCCGGGGCUGGGCCCUUUAAAUUAAAUUAAAACAACAGACGCUCACAAAACAUCAUCACAAAACCACAAACUAAACACCAGCCCCAGCUACACACACCUCCGGCGAGUCGGCCUGGGCCCGGGAGCCUUUCCGCUCGCCCCGCCGAACCAGCAUUUUUGCCCUGAAUCUCAGAAGAGAAUUGUCAAACAGAUCCCAGACCCAGAGAGCAGGUGCUUUGGACAAUGAACUGGAUCAGCCCAUUCCUGAUGUAAAAAUGUCACACGGCAACCGGGAGCUGGUGGUUGACUUUCUUUCUUACAAGCUCUCACAGAAAGGAUACAGUUGGAGUCAGUUUGAAGAUGAGAAUAGGACUGAGGCCCCAGAAGGGACAGAAAUACCUAGUACUGUGAAUGGUAGCCCCUCUUGGCACCCUGCUGACAGCCAUGCAGUGAGUGGGGCCACAGGACACAGCAGCAGCCUGGAUGCCCAUGAGACAAUACCAGUGGCUGCUGUGAAGCAAGCUUUGAGGGAGGCAGGAGAUGAAUUUGAACUCCGGUACCGACGGGCCUUCAGUGACCUGACAUCCCAGCUCCACAUCACUCCAGGGACGGCUUAUCAGAGCUUUGAGCAGGUAGUGAAUGAACUCUUUCGGGAUGGGGUGAACUGGGGCCGAAUUGUGGCAUUCUUCUCCUUCGGAGGGGCACUGUGUGUGGAAAGCGUGGAUAAGGAGAUGGAAGUCUUGGUAGGACGAAUCACCUCCUGGAUGGCCACUUACUUGGAUGACCACCUAGACCCUUGGAUCCAAGAAAAUGGCGGUUGGGACACCUUCGUGGAGCUUUAUGGGAAUGAUGCAGCUGCAGAGAGCCGGAAGGGCCAGGAACGCUUCAACCGAUGGCUGCUGACUGGCAUGACAGUGGCUGGUGUAGUCCUACUGGGGUCCCUAUUCAGCCGGAAGUGACCAUACACUGAAUCUACCUUGGAACCUCUCUGAUCCACCCACUUCAACCCAUCUUGGCCUAUACUCUGUGCUGACACAGAGGCAAUCCACUACAUGCAGCUGAUGUCUAUCACAUGGGGCUAAACCUGACCUUCUCCUAUGGUCCCAACCCCCUUCCCACCUCCAAGGUCCCCAGUAGUAUACAGUCUGAGACCCUUUGGGCCCUUUUUCUGUUCAAUUUCUAAGUCCUCCAAAAAGAAAAAAACAAAAACAUGCAAUUUCUUGAAGCUCUACCACACUGGGGGUGCUGGCUGCCUGGUCAUGACUUCUCUCCUUCCUCAGACUUCUAUAACUGGGCCCUUCCCCAAACCUGACCAAAUCAAGAAGAAUCAACAAAAAAAAAAAAAAAAGAAAAGAAAAACUUAUAAAAACACCCAUAGAAUUUUCCAGGGGGAAAAAAUAAUAAAUCAACUUCAUUUUUUUGCGUGUGUGUUAUGAGAAUGGAUAAUUUUACUCCCCUUGUAGUCCCUAAUGUUGGGAAGGGCCAAGAAGAGGUAUUCUCAGAUCUAGGCCUCUACAUUAUUACUAAGGUCAGAUUUUCUGUAAGGACUUCCUGCUUGAAGCAGGGGGUGGGUGGCUUGCUUGUGUAACCUUGUAGUUAGUUGUCACAGGUUCCAGAUCACCAGGUUUGGCCAGCCUUAGGCACCUCUCCAAGCAUACUGCCCCUUCUGGUAACUCCAAAUCAUGCCUCACCCACCACCUUCAGAGGUAGCCUAGGAAUCCAGUCAUACAGGUGACCCAAAGUGUCUCAGGAUAGUGACCUGCCAUGGCUUUGACUGUCUUGGCUGGUGAGUUGGACCAAUAUUUCUUGCUGGAGUUAGUGGGCUUACAGAAGGAAGGUAUUGAUGGUUGUCAGUUCAACACCAUAUCUGAGUCCUCAAACUGCUGAAUAGCCCCUCCCACCCCAUUUAGCUCCUGCCCAUCAAGAGAAAACAGGAGGUAUAGGGAGAGACCCAGGAAAAGUAGCAACUGAGAGCUGUUUAGAGCUGUAUUCCUUAGUCAUCUUAGUUCUUGGAGAUCUCAGGAGAAUGUGGAUCUGCCUCUCUCCUGAAUCACUUUCAACCAAUGCCCUGGAAAAAAGGUGAAACUCAGACCCAAAGGUGAAGGGGAGCCCCAGGAUGCCUAGCAAUACCUGGGAGUGCUUACCGGGGCUCUCAGGACCCCUCCCAUUUAAGGUGGCAUGUUCUAGUGGAGUAAGUACUGCUCCUAGGACUUAGAAGACCUGGGCCCAAAUCUCAGCUUCACCACUAAGAACUUGUGUGACCUUGAGCAAAUCAGUCCUCUGAGCCUCAGUUUUCUCUUCUGUCAAAUGAGGGAAUGGACUGGCUGAUCUCUAAGAUCCUGAUAGCCUGACUGUGUUUGCUUGGUGACUGAAAAUGGGGAGGAGGGAGAAGGGAGGUUGGUUCUGAGAAAGAUUUGACUCCACCAUACUAACUUCCCUCUCGGGCCAUACCCCAAAACUCCCUCCCUGAGCUUUCAGAAUUCAUAUUUUGGGUGCUUACUGCUUAGCCAGGCCAGGCUGUUUGUCGCUUUCCGCAGCCUGCCAACCUAUGACCUCUCUCAUGGGUCUGAGUCCGUCAUGUAAGUGGCACCAACCUACCAUUAAAAAUGCUUUUCUUAUCCCAGUUGAUGGAUCAGCCAAUUCCUCAUCACCACCCUUUGACUCUCCCCAUGCCACCUUGCCCCUGUAUCAUAGUCUUGUCUCUGCUGUAUAUAUUUGAGAUUAGUUUUUAUUCCUUGUGAAGAUGAUAUACUAUUUUUGUUAAGCGUGUCUGUAUUUAUGUGAGGCUCUGCAGGGCUGCCGUGUGGUGAACGCUUGGGGAGAUGGUUCCCCCUCCCCCAUUUAACCCCACCUUCCCCUUCAGUGCCCCUAGGUGUAGGGGAGACUGAUAACUCCCCAGCCCAGGCCUAAGGGUCUUCCCUCUCCCAUAUCCUGGCUCUUUGAAGUAGUCUGUGUGAUGGUGGAAGUGCAGUUCAACUAAUAAAUUGUGUUUGAUUUGCUGGUA